UUGGCGGGACUUGGCAGUGGCAGCAUCCAAACGCACCCAGAGCUCAGCCGAACUGACGCCAUAAAAAAACCAUGGCGACCAUGCCGCCGCCGCGGCCCUGGUCCCCGUCCCCUCCCCCGCGCGCCGUCAUCUCCCCUCGCUGCACCGCCCUCCAGAACCCAUCCACUCACGCGCAACACCGCCACCUGCUCGACGGCGCACCCCAGAGCCAGGGGCAUGCGUCGCCGCGGCACGCGCGCGCGCGGGUGCGGGAGCGGGACCUCGCCGCGCCCUUCGCGCGGGAGAUCGGCGCCUGCGUCCGCGCGCGGCGGUGGGGCGCGGCGUGCGAGGCGUUCGCGUCCAUGCGCGCCGUGGGGGCCUCGCCCGACAGGUUCCUCCUCCCGCAGGUGCUCCGCGCCUGCGCCGGGCUGGGCGCCCCCGGCCUCGCGGCCGCCGCGCACGCGCUCGCCGCCAAGGGCGGGGCCGCGCUCGCUGGGGACCCCGUCGUCGGGAACGCGAUCGUCGCCAUGUACGCGGCGCUGGGGGACGUGGCCUCCGCGCGCGCUGCGUUCGUGUCGCUGCCCGACCGCGACGUCGUGGCUUGGACCGCGCUCAUUGGCGCGCACGCCGACGCCGGGGAGCUGGACGAGGCCUUCGGCCUGUUCGAAGAGAUGCAAGAGAGUGGCGUGCGGCCGGACGUGAUUUCUUGGAACACGCUGGUGUCCGGGUUUGCAAGAAAUGGUGACCUCGGUGCUGCACUGCAUCUGUUUGACGAAAUGCGGCUUAGAGGUGUCGAGCCGGGGGUCAAUUCAUGGAACUGCAUCAUCUCGGGUUGUGUGCAGAAUGCACUGUAUGAGGAGGCUAUGGGGAUUUUUCAGGAGAUGUGUGAGAGCAAGGUGCCUGAUUCGGUGACUGUGGCUAGUAUUCUCCCUGCUUGCGCGGGCUUGCAGGCACUAAGAAUAGGAAAGCAACUGCAUUCUUAUGUUUUGCGGCAUGGAAUCAAGCUCAACGUUUACAUUGGAGCAUCCUUGAUUAGCUUGUACUCUGAAUGCGGAGAAUUUGAUUAUGCAAGAGUUGUGUUUUCCUACAUUGAGGAAGAGAAGAAUGUCACUGUCUGGAAUGAGUUAAUUCAAUUGUAUAUCAGAGAGGGGAGGAUGGACAAGGCGUGGGAAGCUUUUAACUUGAUGCAUGAGGAUGGAUUGGAGCCUGACAUUGUCACAUAUAACAGCUUCAUUGCUGAAUAUGCUAGAGCAGGUCAGAAAGAACAAGCUUAUGAAUUGUUUUCAGGCAUGGUUGACAUGGGCCUGAGGCCUAAUGUGGUCUCAAUGAAUGCGUUAAUAUGUGGUUUGUACCAACAUGGCCUUUACACCGAUGCACUGGACGUUUUCAGAUACAUGCAGUGUUCUGGUGAUGGGAAAGCAAAGUCUUGGAAAUUUCUUGAUAAUAGCAGCCCAAUUAAACCAACAGGCACAACCAUUACUGGUGUCCUCUCACUGUUAACAGACCUCAAGUUAGAUCGUCUCGGGAAGGAAGUACACUGCUAUGCUUUAAAGAAUGGUUUGACAUCAAACAUCUUUGUUUCAAGCAAACUGGUUGACCUUUACGGUAAGACUGGCGAUAUGACAUCUGCUGCUAACGUCUUCCAGAAAAUUGAGAACAAGAAUGUUGUCACAUGGAACAGUCUGUUGGCAGCUUACAAGCAUAACAGGAAGCCAGAAGUUGCAUUGAAGCUGUUUGGUGAAGUCCUCGUGUCCAAUUUGCAUCCCAAUUUGGUUACAGUACAGAUAGCUCUUUUGUCAUGUGGUAUGACCAUGGCAUUGGGAUAUGGCAGAGAACUGCACAGCUACAUCACGAAAUGCUGGUCUGGUGGCUACCCAACUACUCUUGCAUGUGCUUUGAUGGAUAUGUAUGGGAAAUGUGGUAAUAUUGAGGAUGCCAGAUUGGUUUUCGAGUGCACUGUUCCAAAGGACAUAGCAGUAUGGAACACAAUGAUGAGUUGCUACUUGCUUCAUAGGAUGCCUAGGGAUGUUAUAGAUUUGUUCAAUUGUUUGGAACAAUCUAACAUUCAACCAGACCCCAUUACUUUCAUUUUACUUCUUUCAGCUUGUAAGCAAGAAGGCCUGUUGGAGGAAGCUCAGAGCUAUUUCUACAAUAUGGAAAAUGUAUACGGCAUAAAACCAACUUUAAAACACUAUACUUGCAUGGUUGACAUCAUGGGAUCAGCUGGGCUACUGGUGGAGUCACUAACACUUAUCCAGAAGAUGCCGCUUGAACCAGAUGCAUGCCUAUGGUCUACUGUUCUUAGAGCUUGUAAGAUGCACUCAAAUCUAGAGGUUGGAGUGAAGGCAGCAAAAGCUCUUUUCAAGCUUGAACCAGAGAAUACAUCAAACUACAUGGUGCUUUCGAAUAUAUAUGCAGACACAGGCUUGUGGGAAUCCACUGAGGCUGUGAGGCAUGCCAUGACAGAGCAAGGGUUACAUGUUGAGAGACAAUGCAGCUGGUUACACCAUGGUCCAACUGUACACCCUUUCGAGGCUGGAGAUCUGUCACAUCCUGCAAUUGAUGCGAUUUUGAGUACAUGGAAAGACUUAACUAUCAGGAUGGAGCAAUCUGGGUACUCCCCUCGAGAUAUUGAGCCCUAUUGCAAUGUAGAAGUUGAUCCAUUCUCAUGCCACCACACAGAGAAGAUUGCUGCGUGUUAUGGGCUUAUUUCAACGAAUGAUAAUGAACCAAUACGCAUCUCAAAGAAUUUUAGAAUGUGCAUGGAGUGCCAUUCAUCGAUCAAAUUUAUCUCAAGGGACAAGAACCGGCAAAUACUUGUUUCAGAUGGUUGCACCUAUCACCAUUUUAGGGAUGGAACUUGCAGCUGUGGAGAUGUAUGGUAAAUAUGGGGACUAACUAAAAAGGUGGAUCUUGUAUGCCAUGAAAAUUAUGUUUAGGGACAGUAGUAUCGGAUGAUGGUGUACAUUUGCACCAUUGCACUAUUAUCGGUAAUGGCUGGAUAUCAAUAGUCAAUGUCACCAUCUUGAAAGCACUGAACAGUUCUGUGUAUAUCCAGUUUGCACUCCUUGGAGCCAGGCAGCAAAUAUGAUCUUUCAUCUAUGAAGCUGGAGUUCUUUGCUAGAAAGGGCCAAGCUAGAAGGACUGAGCGGUUCUGCAGCAUCCCCACUUUCUAAAAGGAUAUACACAGAACUGUUCUGCAGCUUCAUAGUUGAUAUACACAGAACUGUUCAAUCUUUCAUCUAUGCAAGCACUACCGGUGGAAAUUUAUACACGAAUAGUUUCGGUUUGGUGACCAAACUAUCUUUAACUCCCGCCAGAAUCAGUUUGCAUAGACAUACAUCCUCAGAUUUGACAGAAUUCAUAAUCAAUGUACAACAGAUUACAUGCCCUAAUUGUCUAUGACUUUAUCCGUCUCUUUUUAA
Messenger RNA from Panicum virgatum (switchgrass), 3404 nucleotides. RefSeq names its product pentatricopeptide repeat-containing protein At5g04780, mitochondrial-like. NCBI's taxonomy places the organism in Eukaryota, Viridiplantae, Streptophyta, Magnoliopsida, Poales, Poaceae. Gene Ontology annotation, biological process: RNA modification. The transcript has a single exon. The coding region runs from base 72 to 2864 and encodes 930 amino acids. The record is from RefSeq and is a predicted model, not a curated record. Gene Ontology annotation, molecular function: protein binding; RNA binding; zinc ion binding.